AUGGCCUCGGCUGGUAACGCCGCCGAGCCCCAGGACCGCGGUGGCGGCGGCUGCAGUGGGACUCCGGACCGGCCGGCCGGCGGUGGCGGCGGCGGCGGAAGGCGCAGACGGACCGGGGGGCUGCGCCGCACCGCCGCGCCGGACCGGGACUAUCUGCACCGGCCCAGCUACUGCGACGCUGCCUUCGCUCUGGAGCAGAUUUCCAAGGGGAAGGCUACUGGCCGGAAAGCGCCGCUGUGGCUGAGAGCGAAGUUUCAGAGACUCUUAUUUAAACUGGGUUGUUACAUUCAAAAAAACUGCGGCAAGUUUUUGGUUGUGGGCCUCCUCAUAUUUGGGGCCUUCGCUGUAGGAUUAAAGGCAGCUAAUCUCGAGACCAACGUGGAGGAACUGUGGGUGGAAGUUGGUGGACGAGUAAGUCGUGAAUUAAAUUAUACUCGCCAGAAGAUUGGGGAAGAGGCUAUGUUUAAUCCUCAACUCAUGAUCCAGACCCCAAAAGAAGAAGGUGCUAAUGUCCUCACCACGGAAGCCCUCCGACAGCACCUGGACUCCGCGCUCCAAGCCAGCCGGGUCCAUGUGUACAUGUACAACAGACAGUGGAAAUUGGAGCAUUUGUGUUACAAAUCAGGGGAGCUUAUCACAGAAACAGGUUAUAUGGAUCAGAUAAUAGAAUAUCUUUACCCUUGUUUAAUCAUUACACCUCUGGACUGCUUCUGGGAAGGGGCAAAGUUACAAUCUGGGACAGCAUAUCUACUAGGUAAGCCCCCUUUGCGGUGGACAAACUUUGACCCUUUGGAAUUCCUGGAAGAGUUAAAGAAAAUAAACUACCAAGUGGACAGCUGGGAGGAAAUGCUGAAUAAGGCUGACGUUGGUCACGGUUAUAUGAACCGUCCGUGCCUCAACCCUGCUGAUCCCGACUGCCCCGCCACAGCCCCCAACAAAAAUUCAACCAAACCUCUUGAUAUGGCCCUUGUUUUGAAUGGUGGAUGUCAUGGAUUAUCUAGAAAAUAUAUGCACUGGCAGGAGGAAUUGAUUGUGGGUGGCACAGUCAAGAACAGCACUGGAAAACUUGUCAGCGCCCACGCCCUACAGACCAUGUUCCAGUUAAUGACUCCAAAGCAAAUGUAUGAGCACUUCAAGGGUUACGAGUAUGUCUCACACAUCAACUGGAACGAGGACAAGGCAGCGGCGAUCCUGGAGGCUUGGCAGCGGACGUACGUGGAGGUGGUUCAUCAAAGCGUUGCACAGAACUCCACACAGAAGGUGCUUUCUUUUACAACGACAACUCUGGAUGACAUCCUGAAGUCCUUCUCUGAUGUCAGCGUCAUCCGAGUGGCCAGUGGCUACUUACUGAUGCUUGCAUAUGCCUGUUUAACCAUGCUGCGCUGGGAUUGCUCCAAGUCCCAGGGUGCCGUGGGGCUGGCUGGCGUCCUGUUGGUUGCACUGUCAGUGGCUGCAGGAUUGGGCCUGUGCUCAUUGAUCGGGAUUUCCUUUAACGCUGCAACAACUCAGGUUUUGCCGUUUCUUGCACUUGGCGUAGGUGUAGAUGAUGUUUUCCUUCUGGCACAUGCAUUUAGUGAAACAGGACAGAAUAAAAGAAUCCCUUUUGAGGACAGGACCGGGGAGUGCCUGAAGCGUACAGGAGCCAGCGUGGCCCUCACUUCCAUCAGCAAUGUCACCGCUUUCUUUAUGGCCGCGCUAAUCCCCAUCCCUGCUCUGCGGGCAUUCUCCCUCCAGGCAGCUGUGGUGGUGGUAUUCAAUUUUGCCAUGGUUCUGCUCAUUUUUCCUGCAAUUCUCAGCAUGGAUUUAUAUCGACGUGAGGACAGGAGAUUGGAUAUUUUCUGCUGUUUUACAAGCCCCUGUGUCAGCAGAGUGAUUCAGGUGGAGCCUCAGGCUUACACGGAGACUCACGACAACACCCGCUACAGCCCCCCGCCACCGUACAGCAGCCACGGCUUUGCCCACGAGACGCAGAUCACCAUGCAGUCCACGGUCCAGCUCCGCACAGAGUACGACCCCCACACGCAUGUGUACUACACCACGGCUGAGCCGCGCUCCGAGAUCUCAGUCCAGCCCGUCACCAUGACCCAGGACACCCUCAGCUGCCAGAGCCCUGAGAGCACUAGCUCCACGAGGGACCUGCUUUCCCAGUUCUCCGACUCCAGCCUCCACUGCCUCGAGCCCCCCUGUACCAAGUGGACGCUUUCCUCUUUUGCUGAGAAACACUAUGCCCCUUUCCUCUUGAAACCCAAAGCCAAGGUUGUGGUGGUCUUCGUCUUCUUGGGCUUGCUGGGGGUCAGCCUUUAUGGGACCACCCGAGUGAGAGACGGGCUGGACCUUACAGACAUCGUGCCCCGGGAAACCAGAGAAUACGACUUUAUUGCUGCACAGUUCAAAUACUUUUCUUUCUACAACAUGUAUAUAGUCACCCAGCAAGCAGACUACCCAAAUAUCCAGCACUUACUUUACGACCUUCACAAGAGUUUCAGUAAUGUUAAGUAUGUCAUGUUGGAAGAAAAUAAACAGCUUCCCAAAAUGUGGCUGCACUACUUCAGAGACUGGCUCCAAGGACUUCAGGAUGCAUUCGACAGUGACUGGGAAACUGGGAAAAUCAUGCCAAACAAUUACAAAAAUGGAUCAGAUGAUGGGGUCCUUGCCUACAAGCUCCUGGUGCAAACUGGCAGCCGCGAUAAACCCAUUGACAUCAGCCAGUUGACUAAACAGCGUCUGGUGGAUGCAGAUGGCAUCAUCAACCCCAGCGCUUUCUACAUCUACCUGACCGCGUGGGUCAGCAACGACCCCGUCGCGUACGCCGCCUCCCAGGCCAACAUCCGGCCCCACCGCCCCGAAUGGGUCCACGACAAAGCCGACUACAUGCCGGAAACCAGGCUGAGAAUACCCGCAGCAGAGCCCAUUGAAUACGCUCAGUUCCCCUUCUACCUCAACGGCUUGCGAGACACCUCGGAUUUUGUGGAAGCAAUCGAAAAAGUCAGAACCAUCUGCAACAACUACACGAGCCUGGGGGUCUCCAGCUACCCCAACGGCUACCCCUUCCUCUUCUGGGAGCAGUACAUCGGGCUCCGCCACUGGCUUCUGCUGUCCAUCAGCGUGGUGCUGGCUUGCACGUUCCUCGUGUGCGCCGUCUUCCUCCUGAACCCCUGGACGGCCGGGAUCAUUGUGAUGGUCCUGGCUUUGAUGACAGUGGAGCUCUUUGGCAUGAUGGGCCUCAUUGGAAUCAAGCUGAGUGCUGUGCCCGUGGUCAUCCUGAUCGCCUCCGUCGGCAUAGGAGUGGAAUUCACCGUCCACGUGGCUCUGGCCUUUCUCACGGCCAUCGGCGAUAAGAACCGCAGGGCCGUGCUAGCCCUGGAGCACAUGUUUGCGCCUGUCCUGGAUGGCGCCGUGUCCACUCUGCUGGGAGUGCUGAUGCUUGCAGGAUCCGAAUUUGAUUUCAUUGUCAGGUAUUUCUUUGCUGUUCUGGCGAUCUUAACAAUCCUGGGUGUCCUGAAUGGAUUGGUUUUGCUUCCAGUCCUUUUGUCCUUCUUUGGACCAUACCCUGAGGUGUCUCCAGCCAACGGGCUGAACCGGCUGCCCACUCCCUCCCCCGAGCCACCCCCCAGCGUUGUCAGGUUUGCCGUGCCCCCCAGUCACACAAGCAAUGGGUCUGACUCCUCUGACUCGGAGUACAGCUCUCAGACGACAGUGUCGGGCCUCAGCGAGGAGCUGCGGCACUACGAAGCUCAGCAGGGCGCCGGGGGCCCUGCCCACCGAGUGAUCGUGGAAGCCACGGAAAACCCAGUUUUCGCCCGCUCCACUGUGGUCCACCCCGAGUCAAGGCACCAGCACCCCUCCAGCCCCCAACAGCCGCCCCACUUGGACUCAGGGCCCCCGCCCCCAGGGCGGCCCGGCCCGCAGCCCCGCCGGGAACCCCCCCGCGAAGGGCUGCGGCCGCCCCCCUACAGACCGCGCAGGGACGCUUUCGAAACGUCUACUGAAGGGCACUCUGGCCCUAGCAAUAGGGACCGCGCGGGCCCCCGCGGAGCCCGUUGUCACAACCCUCGGAACCCAGCGUUCACUGCCGUGGGCGGCUCCGUGCCCGGAUACUGCCAGCCCAUCACCACUGUGACUGCUUCCGCGUCCGUAACCGUGGCCGUGCACCCCCCGCCCGUGCCGGGGCCCGGACCCGGGCGGAACCCCCGAGGGGGCACCUGCCCCGGCUACGAGGACUACCCCGAGACGGACCCCGGGCUCUUUCAGGACCCCCACGUGCCUUUUAACGUCCGGUGCGAGAGGAGGGAUUCCAAAGUGGAAGUCAUCGAGCUGCAAGAUGUGGAGUGCGAGGAGAGGCCCCGGGGAAACAGCGCCAGCUGAGGGUGAGUAAAAUCUGAAGCAAAGAGGCCAAAGAUUGGAAACCCCACUCCCCCAUCCCCUCCCUAUCUCCCACCCACCUCUUUCCAGAACUGCUUGAAGAGAACUGCUUGGAGUUAUGGAGAAAAUGUCCUGCGCCAGGAGAGCAGUUCAUUGUUACUGUAACUGACUGUAUUAUUUUGUGAAAUAUUUCUAUAAAUAUUUAAGAGGUGUACACAUAUGUAAUAUAGGAAGGACCGAUGUAAAGUAGUACGAUCUGGGGUUUCUGGCUCCUGUCCCAGAGUGGGGAGGCUGCAGUGGGGCCCUCCCUGUUUGUACAUUGAUCUCUGUGCCACAACCAAGCUUAACUUAGUCUUAAAUUUCAGCAUAUUUUGCUGCUGCUUAAAUAUUGUAUAAUUUACUUGUAUAAUUCUAUGCAAAUAUUGCUUAUGUAAUAGGAUUAUUUUGUAAGGUUUCUGUUUAAAAUAUUUUAAAUUUGCAUAUCACAACCCUGUGGUAGUAUGAAAUGUUACUGUUAACUUUCAAACACGCUAUGCGUGAUAAUUUUUUUUUUUUUUGUUUAACGAGCAGAUAUGAAGAAAGCACGCUAAUCUUGGUGGCUUCUCUAGGUGUACGUGUUCCUUUGUUUGGCUGUGAGUGCAUGAACAUGUGUGUGAUUUCCCAGUGUACUGUACUGUGAUUUGAGUUUUUUGUUGUUGUUUUCUUUUUUUGUUUCUUUUUGCUGUCCAUAACCCUUCAUGGGCUCUGACCAGGGUGACGUUAUUGCUUAGUGCUGGUGGGGCUGCCCCUGAACAUCCAGACUUAAACUUUCGAAGUGGCCUGGGGAAAGCUUCUGGUCCGUGACAUAUCACAGUAUCACUGGCCACCUUCCAGAUAUCCCAACUAAUGCUUCAGAAGAGAGAAGUUCUCCACAUGGAUCGUUGUGGUUGGCGUUAGAACCUCAGGGUAUAGAGCAAACAUCCAUUCAUCUUCAUUGAUAUUGAAGAGUUGGAUGCUAUGCCUAAAAAAGUAUGUAGUCUUUAUUGUACCCCUGUCAUGACCAACACACGCACACACAAACAUUAAAAGCAGACAGGUGAUCUUUUAGAAACCAUGGCCCCGCUAAACAGAAAAAUCCAUUCUGUUGAUACCAGGCCCACAGUAAACUCAAAGGUGAUGAUGUUUUGACUCCCUACAUUUUAAACUCCUUCUCUUCCUAAGUUGAACAGUUGGUUUGUGGCUUUCUGGAUCUGUUUGCAUGGUCUUAAACAAUAGAGAGCAUCCAGUCUACUGAGACAGGGUCAGAAGUUUCACAGGCUACGAGCUUCAGGAGGAUCCCUCUCAAUUUGUUAAUAUUAAUAUGGUGGGUGCACAUUUCCUAAAAAAGUAGGAAACGUUGUCUCUCCCUUAUCAUGACCAGUGCCUGUUCAGUGUGACAUUUACUAAGAGGAGGAAGCUAAUUGCAUACACCUACAGAAUGUAUAUGGCAGCAGAUCGCUCAACCAGGUAUCGUUUUUAAAGAUUUGCUUCUGUAUUGAUUCUGUUCUCUUGCUCAGUGCCCACCUCCCCUUCCAAAUCAGGGCCGACCCCAUGUUUACAGACACUUGGGAAGUCAAAGGAAAGGCUGAACCCUAAGCUACUGUUAGGAGGGCACGAAUGGCAGCUCCCAUGAAUUCCUCUCGUUUUACCUGGAAAAUCGUAAUAGAGACAACAGACCCUGAGGAGUACUGGCAAGUGUAGUGAUCUCAGAUCCUAAAACUCACCAACAAAAUGUGGUAAUGUGGCCGGGCUCUGAGCACCCCCCCUCUCACUGCUACUGUUACGGUGCCCCUUCGUCAGCGAUACUGUCUACCAACCCACCUAUGAUCAGAAAACCUAUCUGCCACAUUGAGGAGAGCAAUGAUGCAAAAUUCUGGGGUCUGCUUCUCUCAGGCCCUUGGUGUGUCCUUGCCCCUUUCCUGAGCCCAGCUUGCAUGGUGCGUGUGAACCCACACAGCCCCCCGUUUUCUGCACAGCAUGGAACUUUUGUCUCCCAUCAUCACAUUGGCAAAGGGAGAACUCGGGGCUGGCAAGCAACUAGAAUUUCUCUUUGGGUUUUUUUUUUUUUUUUUAAUUUUUAUUUUGUCUGUCUUGUUUGUUCAUUUGGAUGUUUUAAUUUUAAAAAAAAAAUCUUGGCUGAUAUUUAUAAUUUUGUAUCAUAAGAAUGUUUUCCUACAGGAUUUGUCAUGCCAGUUUAUAACAAAAAAAAUGCAGGGAUUUUAUUUCUGUUGGAAACACUAUUACGGCUAUGUUUUACUUUUGAACAGAAUUUUUAUUUGUAUAGAGUGCUUACUAAUGUUAAAUAGUUCAGAGUAUAUAACAUUUACAUUAAGGACUCAUGGUAGGUUUUAGAGUAAGGAGUUUAAAGGAGAUAAAUAUUCAAACUGGGUCCCAUUGUCUGCCAAUUUGGGCGGAAGUGGGUUUGUGUCAUUUCAUUUACAAAGAUAAAAGUAUGCCAUAUAAUUUAUUUAUAUGAAAAUUUAUUUUUGUAGUGUACAUAGUAGUCAUCAAGUCUUUCGACAGAAGUAUAUUUUUAAAGAAUUUAUAUGUGAUGAAUCCAUAAUGUCUGGAACUUUGCUGAGACAUGAGUGGGGCACACUUCAUUGUGAAUUACAGCAAGGAAAAGGAAAUGUUUAACAGUGUUAAGAGAGUGAGAGCCAGUGGAUAUUCCUGCAAUUGUGAAAUGUGUAUCAGUUGCCCUUUGGGACCUAGCGUGGUUCUCAUUUUAAACCUUGGAAGGCAAAAAUGUACAAACUCUCUAAAUAUUAAUGUUCAAACACUGAUAGAAAUUCUAACAUGAAUAAAAAUAAUAUAACUUGUUGGUUA
Molecule: messenger RNA, 7206 nt
Organism: Choloepus didactylus (southern two-toed sloth)
Lineage: Eukaryota; Metazoa; Chordata; Mammalia; Pilosa; Megalonychidae
Gene: PTCH1
Product: patched 1
Exons: 24
Coding region: 1-4365 (1454 amino acids)
Biological process (GO): smoothened signaling pathway
Cellular component (GO): plasma membrane
Molecular function (GO): hedgehog receptor activity; hedgehog family protein binding; smoothened binding
Source: RefSeq, a predicted model, not a curated record